GACGCCAUUACGUAGGCUUACGUAAGGCUGGCGCUCCGGUUUCCUGGCGGAGAAGAUGGCGGCUCCAGGACCGGGGGAGUACUUCAGCGUCGGCAGUCAGGUCGCUUGCCUCACCUGCUUGGGACAGCGCCUGCAAGGAGAGGUCUUGGCUUUCGACUACCAGUCCAAGAUGCUGACUUUGAAAUGCGCCGCCUCCAGCGGAAAGCAGAACCUCAGUGACGUCAUCCUGGUUAAUUUAGCCUAUGUUUCGGAUGUGGAAAUCCUAAAUGACCGCACUGAAACUCCUCCUCCGCUAGCCUCGCUGAAUGUUAACAAGCUUGCCAACCGGGCACGAACAGAAAAGGAAGACAAGCUGUCCCAAGCAUAUGCAAUUAGUGCUGGAGUGUCUUUGGAAGGCCAGCAACUUUUUCAGACUAUACAUAAAACCAUCAAAGACUGUAAAUGGCAAGAGAAGAAUAUAAUUGUGAUGGAUGACGUCGUAAUUGCACCGCCUUACCAGGUUGAGAACUGCAAAGGCAAAGAGGGAAGCGCUUUAAGUCACGUACGCAAAAUAGUUGAGAAACAUUUUAGAGAUGUGGAAAGUCAGAAGUUGAUGCAGCGUUCACAAGCACAGCAAACACAGAAGGACACCACUUUAUCGUCUUGAGCCUGCAAUUCCCUGUGAAGGCUGUUCCUUUCCAUUGCCAGGCUGAGGCGCUGUUUCCCCACCCUGCUGAUGCCAGGCAGGGGGGGGACAAGAUCCAUUUAAUGUCUGGAAGACCGAAAUAACUUAAAAGCUGAAAAAUUCUGAAAUUAGACUUCAAAACAUAAUUUAAAGAACCAACUGUAAAAGUUUACUCAACUAACUUUCCAUCUGUCCUCCCUAGCCCACCUCUCCUCAAAUCCCUUUUUUUCAAGAAAAAUAGAGCAGUCCGAAAAUGUUAGCUUUAUUUUCUAUCUUUUUUUUCAUUUCCUUGCUGUAUUCAUGUUUCCAAGUUUUUUUUUCUCUGUAUCUUAAAAAAAAAAUGUGACUUGAAUUACCACACUUUAAAAAGGACGUUUUCUAAAAUAAAAGUAACAAAAAGAGUCUGACUGUAAUACUGUAAUUUUCAUAGCUUUUUGGAAAACGAAAGGUUAUUUUUUUAAAACGUUCUAGAAAAGGAUGUUGCCAGUGUGGAGAACAAGUGGGCGAAAAAAAAAAUUAGAUUGUUCUAAAAUUGCACCUUAAAAGGAAAUUUAAGUUUGGGGGGCUUUUUUCAUGAGGAAAAAAUACAGAAGGGAGCAUAGACAUUACAAAGUAAUGAGCUCUCCGAUUUUUACUUUUUUGCUCCUGAGAAAAGGUCCUUUUGCUAAACCUCUCAAACCUUUGUUUUCUUUUAAUUGUGUAAUUUUUUUAUGGUUUGUCAUUUUCUAUGCUGACAUUUGUAUGUGUCCUACAACUGUUUUUUUUAGUUUUUAUUUUUUUUUUUACCCUUGCCAAAAUUGAGUAGCUACGUCACUCCGAUUUGCUGUGUGGGGAGUAAUUUGCUUCAGUCUGUGAUGUAGCAGGAAGGUAUGGGCAUUCGAUUCCUUUUUACUCUUCCAGUUUUCGCUCCUCUGUAUCUGGUGGUCGAGCUCCAAGGCCUUUGUAGACUGGUCUUCUAAACCUCACGGCCUCUGUGGCAUUGAGGGAGGGGACAGUGCUAUGAAGAACACAACUGGGAGGGCACGCCGGGUCUCCUAGUGUGGUACUUCCCAGUAAGCACAGUAAAAGAGCCCUUAACUGAUGUAUGACAAUUGCAAUUUUGCCAUGCGAUUACCUCUGAAGGCCUGGGACCAUUGUGUGAUGUGAUUGUAUUUAAAAAUACAUCAAGAUAAAUCAAAAUGCAGUUUUGAGACUUUCCUGCGUUGUUCAGAUGCAUUCUUCCUACGCUGCUACAUCAUGGUGAGUAAGUUAUUGCCCUCACCCUGUGCAUUCCAACUUUGUUAGACUUAGGAAUUUCUGUUCAGGAUUUUUCUCAACAGGAUCUCGGUUGAUGAGUCCAUCGGUAAACAGGCAGCCCUGAUGUCCUUCCUGGAAAAGAAAUGUAGAGAUUUAUGACAAACGGAUAUUUAUGUUUUAACCAUGUAGCCUAAUGUAGGCUUGGCCAGUGGGUUUAGUGACAUGUCAUCCACAGUGUUUUUGAGAGCAAUGUGAGCGAGGCUGUUGUAGGUUUCUUACCCAGUCUUUUAUUUUAUUUUUUAAAGAGCAAACAUGAAAAUAAAAAAAGGAAAAACAAA
Molecule: messenger RNA, 2238 nt
Organism: Lepisosteus oculatus (spotted gar)
Lineage: Eukaryota; Metazoa; Chordata; Actinopteri; Semionotiformes; Lepisosteidae
Gene: lsm12b
Product: LSM12 homolog b
Molecular function (GO): RNA binding
Source: RefSeq, a predicted model, not a curated record